Molecule: messenger RNA, 2813 nt
Organism: Carassius carassius (crucian carp)
Lineage: Eukaryota; Metazoa; Chordata; Actinopteri; Cypriniformes; Cyprinidae
Product: occludin-like
Exons: 8
Coding region: 384-1979 (531 amino acids)
Biological process (GO): snRNA transcription by RNA polymerase II; positive regulation of transcription elongation by RNA polymerase II; bicellular tight junction assembly
Cellular component (GO): membrane; bicellular tight junction; transcription elongation factor complex
Molecular function (GO): cis-regulatory region sequence-specific DNA binding
Source: RefSeq, a predicted model, not a curated record
ACUGCGCUCGAGUCACGUCUCUAGAUUAGAUCGAGUAAGCUUCUUGUUCUCAAGGAAGUUUAUUUUCAGCCGUUCACGUAUUUCCACCCACAUCUUUUGGAGGGGGUCAGUAGCACUGGUGGAUCCUAACACUCAGACGAUACAGAUGUGCUUCACUGCAUUUAGGCGCAGGUGGACCAGAGAGCUUUAGAGAGACCACUGUCUCAACCAACACUUUUACUCGCACCGACUUCAUUUUUGAGCUUUUUUAACCUAAAUCUGAGAAGUACAUUUGAAGACGAAGAAGAAUCAUCUGGGAAAAUAAUAAUAUUAGAAUAGAAGAAAUCUUCAUUUCUUCAGGUGAAGACAGAUUCAGAAAGCAGGUCACUGGUCAUCUUUGAGAGAUGUUUGAGAAGCAUUCCUACGACAGUCCCCCAAUGUACACCCCACCUUCCAAUGGCUUUGGACCACCGGGGAGCUUCCAAGACCCUCAGAGUGAAUUCGAUCCCUACCCUCCUCCUCCAGGAUCCUACUAUGUGGGCGAGGAGGUGCCACAGCACUUCUACAAAUGGUUCUCCCCUCCUGGUAUUGUGAAGAUUAUGAUGGGAACCAUUAUAAUCCUCUGUCUGGGAAUCUUCGCCUGUGUGGCCUCGACUUUGGUUUGGGACAUGCAGUACGGACUAGGUUACGGAUCUGGAUAUUCCAGCUAUCCUGGAUACGGAAGUGGAUACGGAUACGGCAGCGGGUAUGGAUACGGAAGCUAUGGAAGUGGAUAUGGAUAUGGUGGCUACUACAAUUCUUACCCGACCCCUUACUCAGCAAAGACCAGUAUGAUCGCCAUUGCCGCCAUAAACUUCAUCAUUGCUUUGGGAUUCUUUGCAGCUACCUUCUCCAAAACAAACAUGUUCCGCAGCAGGAAGUUCUACCUGGUGGUCCUUGUUAUCUGUUCUAUAAUGGCUGUGAUUCAGGGCAUUAUAAACAUUGUGUACAUUGUAGGAGUGAACCCUAUGGCCCAGAGCUCCACCAGCUCAUACUACAACCCCAUGCUUAUGAUGUGUCAGAAUCUCUAUGGCAGCAGUGUAACAGGAAUGGGGGCCGGCUUUCCAAUCUAUAACCAGUACUUGUACCACUACUGCUACGUGGACCCUCAAGAGGCAAUUGCAAUGGUUUGUGGGUUCAUGGUUGUGGUCGCACUGGCUGUGGCGGCCUUCUUCUCCUAUAGGACCAGAAGUAAAAUCUGGCACUUUGGGAAACCAAACAUCUACUGGGAUCGACCACUUAUGGGAGGAACUGAGGGCAGAGAUGUGGAGGAUUGGGUCAACCACGUACAGGAUGGACAGAGCGUGCAGGAGGCAUCCAUGGUGUUUUCAGAGAAGAUGGCUCCUGUUCUGGUUUCAGCCCCCAGUGUCGGCUCCAUCCCCCUGAAGACUGGCAGUGUCUUUAGUUCUGAGACCAACAAUUUUAUUGGUUACCCUGAGCGCUCUUUCAGCCGGCCAUCACAUUCUACAUCCCGGUCUGGAGAAGUGAGCUCCAGCCCUUCCGACCAGACGGACACCAUCCGCAAACCGUCUGCCUCCAGGGGCAAGAGACGCAGGAGGAACCCUGAGCUGGACGAGUCUCAGUACGAAACCGAGUACACAACGGGAGGAGAGACUGCCAAUGAUUUUGACGAGGAUCUAUGGACACGUCUGUAUCCAGAGAUCACGUCUGACACCCAGCGACACGAGUACAAGAAAGAGUUUGACUCGGACCUCAGGACCUAUAAGGAACUGUGUGCAGAAAUGGACGACAUCAACGAUCAGAUAAACAAGCUCAGCAGAGAGCUGGACACACUUGAAGAGGGCUCGUCCAAGUACCAGGCUGUAGCAGAGGAAUAUAAUCAUCUCAAAGACCUAAAACGGAUGCCAGAUUAUCAAAACAAGAAGCACCUUUGUCGCAAACUUCGCCACAAGCUUUUCCAUAUUAAACGAAUGGUUAAGAUCUACGACCGCCGUCAGUAAUAAUGAGCUCCUUUAAACUACCACACCUGCUCUCCUUGUUAAACACUUUUGCAACUAACUGAUGAAGCCUUCGAAUGACUGUGUGACCGAAGUUGCCCGAAACUGCUGUAACAAUGGCUUCAUCUAGUGCUUAUGAUUAACCUGAGCCCUAAAAAUGGUUGGAGACUAAGACUACAGAUUUCAAAACAGGUCCUUCCAAAGUCUUUCCAUUACCUGGAAGUUGUUCUUUCACUGGAAACAUAUGCUUUAUGAAGUGAGUGACUUCAUAUAGCCUGUAAAAUGCCAUAAAGCAUUGCAAUUUUGUUGUUUAUUUUUUUUGUUGGGUGCAGUUGGGAGUGCAAGGUCAGCUGAUUACAUGUGUUUGUUGGAGGAAAUGUACUUUGGACAAUCCUCUCCACCGGAGUAAUUUGCACCUGCUCUGUCACAUCUAUGCAAUCAGUUUCCUUGUGUCGUGUGUUUUAUUGUCUAUUUCUGUUAAGUUGUAUUUGUGGGGCACUGCUUGUUUUUAAGUCCGAAAAGACAAAAGAAACAAUUUGGGUAUUUAAACUAGCACACCAUUACAGAAUAUUCUUUUUUUUUAACAACUGACUGCCUCAGUAAACGAAGAAAUGGAAAUUUAAAUCACUAAGAGAAACUGGAAUUUCAUAUUCCGUUGUGAUUUUAACGAUGAGUUUUGUAAACAAAACAAAAUGGUGCCGAUGCAAAGAUUCAGUUCAGUUAGUUCUAGAUGUUUAAAUCUCAUUGCAUUUGAUUCAUUUAGAAAUAUUGUGCUCUUCCUGCUAUUUAAAACAGUAUAGCUGCUUUUAUCUCUAACCAAUCGAAUACCUAUGCAAG